GCCAAAACACCAUGUCGGCCAUCGUGACCCGAUCACAGGAGCCAUUGAGCCCUGCCUCGCCGUUGAAUACAGCGGGGUUAUCCCCAGAUUCCCCCGCUGCAAAGAGUAAUCGAGCCUGUGAUAGGUGUCGUCGGCGAAAAGUCAAAUGCCAUCUUCCAGAAAACGGGUGUUGUACACAAUGUCAAGGCGCAAGAACCGCGUGUACUUUUCAUUUACCGGCGGGUAAGCGAGGGCCCAAGGCAAAACGGCGUAUACAUGAGAGCGGCAACGAUACCAUACCGACUACCGCUACCCAUGACACGCUAGACUUGUACAUGGACGAUGAACCUUCUUUACCAGCAGCAGAUAUCUCGGUUCAAGAAGCAGUUUCACUAUUAGGAAGUAUUCGCCAUCACCGUCCGGUUCCUCCAGCCGACAUUUCUCUCUCAGAAGACCCUUCUACACUACCAUCAUGGCACCAGCUUGUCGAUGAAAUAGCCACCCUCGGCUUAGAUCCUCACAAUAUACUGAACCGGUGUAUAGACUUGUUCUUCGAGUAUCUCUACCCAUUAACGCCGCUACUUCACGAACCCAGUUUCCGCGACAGCCUUCAACACUUUAUCCCAGACCAGCAUCAUCUACACCAGCGCCACUAUUCCGCCUCUAUAGUACCGGCCAACCUAAACGCCACAUUUGCCCUUAUUUCGGCCGUCUGCGCCGAAGCCGCAUUUCUCCUCCCCAAAGAUAUUUUCCCCGACGGCGAAAAGGUCGCGGAUCUUCUUCUCCAAGCUUCACGGGACUCGCUUGACAGCUACCGAGAAGCUGAUCUCGAACAGCCCACGGCAAGUUCCAUUACCAUUCGGUACUUUCAUUCGAAUUGUAUUCAUGCUGCCGGUCGACCAAAGUAUUCAUGGCACAUCUUUGGCGAAGCUACGCGGCUAGCACAGGCAAUGCGCUUACACGAUGAAUCUACGUAUCAGCAUUUAGAUGCCAUCGAGGCAGAGCUGCGCCGCCGUGUCUUUUGGAUUGUCUACAUGGGAGACAAAUCUGCUGCUAUUCUAAAUGACCAGCCCAUCACUAUGCACAAGUAUUCGUUUGAAUCAGGCAUUACUGCCGCAUAUCCAACGGGCUUAGAUGAUGAUGACUGCUACCGAAAUACCAUCUCAUCUCCGACGACAAGCCCCGUGGCAAAUGAGGUACUACCCCAAGGGGCAUCCAUCAUGGUGGGCUUCAACGCCAAUAUACGCCUCUGGCAAGUCGCUUCGGAUCUUUUGCUUGCCGUUCGAGUGAUUCGAGAGCAGCGGCGGAAUGGAAACGAAAUAAGUGUUGCCGGCACUGGUGCGGAUGGAACUGCUCAGCCUACUUUUAGUCUAACGCCAGCUGAGAGGUAUGCUCUGGACCCUCUCUAUGUCGCAUUUAUUACGUGUCUGGAUGAAUUGCCUGGGUUUCUGCAACCUGGCGUCUUUACAAUACCCAAUGCUGUAGAUGAGACUAGUGGUGUUGCACGCAAGUCGACGCAGUUUCUUGUGCAGUGUGCCAACUUGCAAAUCUCACAGCACUGUCUGAGAAUGGUCAUGACGCAAAAAUUUGAAGAGUUGUCGUAUUUAACGUCUGGCUCGCAGCAAGCCGAUCUCCAAAAGACAGAGAUUGUGAGAGAGAUGCUGCAGUUUAUACGACGGGUGCCGUUUUGGGCCUUGCAAGUGAAUGGUGAGCCAUAUGUGGAAAAGAUUCGUCUGGUUGGUGUAAGCUUGAUGGAGAUUAUUCACCGGAAUUCCAAUUCUCUCAUUACAGCGAGAGCGAGAGACGACUUUGGGAUACUUUUGGAUAUCUUGGCGCGCUUGGAUUCCAAGGCGUCUGACGCGUUGCGAAGCACAUCUACAAACAUGGUGUGAAAAUAUGUAAUUAUAAUUGUAGAAACGUGUAUCAACUAAGUAAUGACAUUUAAUGGGUGCCGUUGGACAAAGGGCCUUGUCUCUUAGCAAUGAUAUCCUUUAAUAGCAGCGCCGACUUCUUUGGUGUGCGUUCUAGUGUGACAUAGUCUGUAUAGGUAACUCCAAAUCUAGGACCAAAUCCGUCCGACCAUUC
Messenger RNA from [Torrubiella] hemipterigena, 2064 nucleotides. The record is from the annotation of a GenBank genome assembly. NCBI's taxonomy places the organism in Eukaryota, Fungi, Ascomycota, Sordariomycetes, Hypocreales, Clavicipitaceae.